Messenger RNA from Doryrhamphus excisus (bluestripe pipefish), 1910 nucleotides. It is a transcript of the gene tmem138, whose product is annotated as transmembrane protein 138. Lineage: Eukaryota; Metazoa; Chordata; Actinopteri; Syngnathiformes; Syngnathidae. Gene Ontology annotation, cellular component: cilium. The record is from RefSeq and is a predicted model, not a curated record.
UACGGAAAUGCAUGCAUGGCUUACUGCUAGAGAGCAUUUAGGCGCUUCAAGUGGGCAUUGUCUCCAAAUAAUCGCGGAUCACAAGGCGUUUGCUGUUUUUUUUUCCCGCUUUUCGAGUCUCCUUUUUGUUUCCCAAAUGCUCCCAAAUGUCGGUCAUUCAGUAUAAGGAGAUAUUCAAUCAAAGAUGCCACAUGUAAACAACUGCUGUGAUUUCUUGGAUUUCCUGCAAUCAUCAUAAAAUAUCUCAUCCUUGAGGAGCUAACACAGGAUGUUUCUGAACAGAGAUGUCACUGGACUGCCAGAUUGCUGCAAGAAUACAGUAUUUUUGGAAGAAUACGACAGGACCUAACCAUGUGAAUUAAUGGAUGCUCGUAGGCCAUCACCAUCGAGAAGCUUUUGUGUAUAACAGUACAAAAGUAUUGAAAGAUGCUGCAGACCGGCAACUACUCGCUGGUGCUGCUGAUCCAGCUGACACUACUGGCCUUUGACCUUUUCGUCAACUCCUUUAGUGAACUGUUGAGAGGAGCGGCCGUCAUCCAGCUUGUGCUCUUCAUCAUCCAGGACAUCGCCAUCUUGUUCAACGUGAUCAUCGUCCUCCUGAUGAUGUUCAACACCUACGUGUUCCAGGUGGGCUUGAUGUCGCUGCUGUUGGAGCGCUUCAGGGCUCUGCUUUUGUUCUCCGCGCUGUACCUAACCCUCAGUAUCUGCCUCCAUAGCUGGGUGAUGAAUCUAAGAUGGAGAGAAUCUAAUCGCUUUGUUUGGACAGACGGCCUUCAAGCUCUGUUUGUGUUCCAGAGGACAGUGGCAGUGUUGUAUUACUACUUCUACAAACGCACAGCAGAGUACAUGGGAGACCCAAGGCUCUAUGUGGACUCUCUUUGGCUGCGUGAUGCCUUUGCCAAAGCUCGUCAGUAGUUUCACAGCUAUUGAGCAACAAAUGCAGUCCUGCUGUUGGUGAACAUUUAUGUAGCGGAUUCCUCUCUACACUCAACACCAUUUCAUGCUUUUGUUCUUCAUUCAUAAAGUGAACAUCUUGUUAAAAAGACACUCGUAUGUCAGAAGAGGAACAGGGAAUCACAACUUAAGCCCAUUUAUGGCAGCUUCCUGUUUUUAAACCGAUGGCAUGACUAGAGGAGUGCACCACAUUAUUUGUUUACUGUUGCCAAGUGGGCAGUCGCUUUAAAGCUUUCCAAGGACGGGUAAACUAGGCUGGCAUAUUGUAUUAAUCAGGAUUGAGCCUGGUAAUCUAUGAGGCCUUUGUAAUACACUCUACACAGUGAUGCUGUAUGACAUUAAAGUGCUGUCAAGAUUUAAGAUGAAUGUUUAACUGUUUUAGUACGUAUAGAACACUGUUAUGUUUGAUGUUGUGUUUGUCAUGCCGAUGGAGAUCCCUGUUGGUUCAUUAAGCCUUAAGGAUUUAGUGGUUUACAUGACGCCAACAAAUGAUUACGAUGAAGUCCAUUCACCUGCUUCAGUUCCUGCUUUUUUUUUUUUUAAUUAAACUAUCCUCCAAUCCUGUUGUAAUCCAUCACUAGGCUACUCUGCAUUACCUUAAGAGACAAGGUGAAACAGACUGCUCUAUUUAUAACACAAAGAUUAAUCAGGGGAUUGGAGGUUUUAGACGCCACUAGCGCAACAAACCAUAAAUAGCUGUCUGAGUGUUAGAAAUAACCUUCUCUGCGCAGGUUAAGUUGCUGUGCACUUUCACGUCUGGUUCUUGGAACUGCACUAACGUAACCAUAAUUACAAACACUGCAUCUCCCAUGCUGAACAAACGAAAAGUUGUACAAACCCCCCAUUUAUUGUGAAAACAAUUCAAAAUAUUGUCAGUGCAUCCAAUCAUACUUGAGAAGCCAGUUACGCGUGUGUAUGUCUGUCCCACUGGAAUGCGUCAUCUUUAAAGUCAUCUA